GUACAUGCAUUUGCAUUUCAAGUUUGCGUGCUUAUUUAGAAUGAUUAGUUAACUUGUCGAUUUGCCAUUCAGAAUAAGUUAAAUGAUACAGAUACAGCGAUAACAUUUUGAAAUAAGAUACGACCGAUUGUCGUUCCACAGAUAAAUAAAACCGAGUUAAACACUUAGAUCGUGACAUGCAGCGAAGUGCCGCAGGGUAUGUCGGCACGAAUGGAACAGCUCGCCCGGCCGAAGCCCAACCUGCAGAAAUACCCCGACAGGAGAUCGGUAUAUUGGCUAGAUGAACUUCCCGUCGCAUCAAAGGGGUCAACAACCACCUUCGAUCUGACACCACGCUGGGCCCAGCUCGCCCUUAAGAAGCUGGUCCACCCCAGUUUCCAGGAGAACAGGUCUCCGGCAUGGCAGGUGUCGGCCGCAACCCUGCAGGCUUCCCCCUCGGAGAGGGUGUGCCACCUGGCUAUACCCCGCCCGCCCGCUAAAGGUUGGCAACCAGAUCGCCCCCUGUUGGCCACACAGGUGAGUAAGUCUAUGCGGACAGCUGCUCCCAGCCCCCGAAUCUGCCAGUUAUCCCAGCCUAGGAAAUCGGCGAUCCUGCUCCCUGAUGAUGAGCACAAACCAUCUGCCAGAGGGCUGGGUCUCACCAAAAUGUCCCCCCGAAUACACCUCCUGGCCAUCCCAAAGUCUGACCACCCCGAGCACCAGCAGGAUCGGCCUGUGCUGUGGACAGUCCCUAGGUCAGCUCUUUGUGGGCUUCCCAGCGAGCGGAUACAGGUGCUGGCCCAGCCUAAACAGCGGAGGGCGCUGUUUGAAGAACAUGACCCCUACUGUGUCAGUCCGGCCGCCCUCUAUGGUACUGCCUCCCUGCGGCUCCUGCAGCUCAGCGCCCCGCUGCCACGCAAGUGCAGAAAGAAGUAGCCAGCAUGUCAUCUGGGGCCAAGGGCCCAGAAAGAUAAUCCCUGUGUUUUUGCUCAGAAUAAAGUCUGUG
Molecule: messenger RNA, 985 nt
Organism: Brienomyrus brachyistius
Lineage: Eukaryota; Metazoa; Chordata; Actinopteri; Osteoglossiformes; Mormyridae
Gene: spmap2
Product: theg spermatid protein
Exons: 6
Coding region: 199-915 (238 amino acids)
Biological process (GO): spermatogenesis
Source: RefSeq, a predicted model, not a curated record